This is a messenger RNA of Aureobasidium namibiae CBS 147.97, 909 nucleotides long. Its product is annotated as NAD(P)-binding protein. Gene Ontology annotation, molecular function: oxidoreductase activity. Bases 1 to 909 code for a protein of 302 amino acids. NCBI's taxonomy places the organism in Eukaryota, Fungi, Ascomycota, Dothideomycetes, Dothideales, Saccotheciaceae. The transcript is spliced from 3 exons. The record is from RefSeq and is a predicted model, not a curated record.
AUGGACACCUCCAAGCCAAUCAAUCCCUCAGACCUCUUCUCGGCCAAGGGUCUCACUGUUGUCAUCACAGGCGGAGGUAGUGGCAUUGGCCUCGCCUUUGCCACCAGUCUGGCAGGGUCUGGAGCCGAAAAGGUGUACCUCCUCGGACGGAGGAAGCAGAAUCUCGAAGAUGCUGCCAAAUCCAUCAACCCCGACAUCGUCAGACCCGUUCAAUGCGACGUUAGCAUCCCAUCAUCGAUCGACGCUGCAGUCAAGCAAAUCGAGAAGGAAUCAUCACACAUUGACGUCCUGAUCAACAAUGCCGGAGUACUCGGCCCAGACCACAAGGGCAUCGACAAAGCACAGAGCAUCCAAGAGUUGCAGGAGAUCAUGAAAAGAGAUUGGUCAGGCUGGGACACUUCGUUCCAAACAAAUACCGCCGCCAUCGUCAGUGUCAGCGCUGCCUUCUUGCACCUCCUUGAUGAGGGCAACAAGAAGAGAGGCUGGGCUACAGGCAGACAAGAAGUGCAGCAAAGGGUUGAAGGCGCAAACUACGAUGCAAACGAUCCAAGAACAAGUCAGAUCAUCACCGUCGCCAGUAUUGCUUCUUUCAACCGCUUCGUCACUGCUGGUUUAGCAUACUCGGCGACCAAGGCCGGUGCUGCUAUGUUGGGCAAGUCAUUGGCCACUCUGCUUGCACCCUUUGGCAUCAGAAGUAAUGUUAUUGCCCCAGGAAGAUUCCCUUCAGACAUGACUGCUGGAGACACAGGUUCAUUCCCUAUCACUCAGAUUCCUGCGAGCAGAUCUGGCUCGUACGAGGACAUGGCCAGUAUGAUCUUGUUCCUCGUCGGCAAGUCCGGAGCCUACCACAACGGCAAUGUUCAAGUUAUUGACGGUGGUCGCCUGAGCAUGAUGCCCUCAACAUACUAA